Colletotrichum graminicola M1.001 is the source of this 1749-nucleotide messenger RNA. Its product is annotated as cysteine protease domain-containing protein. The coding region runs from base 1 to 1749 and encodes 582 amino acids. NCBI's taxonomy places the organism in Eukaryota, Fungi, Ascomycota, Sordariomycetes, Glomerellales, Glomerellaceae. The record is from RefSeq and is a predicted model, not a curated record. The transcript is spliced from 2 exons.
AUGGUUGAAUCAAAAAACUUUGAGCAGUCACCACCCCUGACGGCUAGCGACUCACCCGACCAUGCGAAGCGGUCCAACACACCGGCGCUGCUUGUACGCAGGUCCUCGUUGAUGAGCAAGUUUUCCGAAUCUGGCUCCUCUGCGUAUGUUCUUGACUGGGAAAGCAACAGCUGCAAGCAGCGGCUCCUUAAUCAUGCCGACGACCUUUUGAGAGAAGCGGUGGGUCGGAGGCGGCUCACGAUCGUUCAAGGGCUUCCGUUGGACCUAGUCCAGGUUCUGAGGGACUCAUUAGGCGUCAGUCCUAGUUUUCUCGAAGCACAUGCGGGGCGGCGGUCGCAUCGAUCUUCGAGGCAGGAUGGCGGCUCGAGCUUCAUAUCCUUCGAAUACCCGGAACUUAUCAAGACAGCCCGAGGAAGUUUCGGGCUGGAUCCUGGAUAUAAGCCGUCUGCAAGGCCAUCGGAUCUAGUAGAUGUCAUGGAUGAAGCCCCCUUCCAUAUGAUGACCAAGGAUGGACAAGCGGUUAUGUUUUGCCGUGUGUCGUUGUGGAUGAGUAGCAAGGCCGAUGUACUGUUUCUCGAUCGACCCAUAUGGAAUGAUCCUUCUUCACAAGUCAGAAUGGCCCGGCGGCCGCUGUCAGUCACCCGCUCGUGGCAGACAAAGAUCGACGAGUCGCAAAUGGACGGCACUUCCGUGUGGAAUGUCCUUAUUGCAGAAGGGGACGAGCUCCCGGGACUUGAGGACAGCCUCUUGCGAACGUUCCGGCAAUCGAAUGUUGCUAGGCAAAGCCUACCCGAUAUCCUCCAUGAAGCAGUCUAUGACAAAUGGCAGGACUUCUUCGAGACUCUGCCGCCGUACUCCCAGCCAGGUUCUUGUCAGGACUCAUCUCUGUACUGGCAAGCAACAGGGUCUCUGGAGCAAAAUCUGGACUCAGCCUACGCCCAGGAGUCGCAGCUAACGACCGGUGGCGUACGGCAAACGGAUUGGCGCAUCCUCCUCGAGCGAUUGCAGCGCCGCGUGGCUAUCUCGGGGCUCGGGACUUCGACGGUUCCGCAAACGCCUGGAUGGCUGCGCACACAACCGACGACAGCGGCAUUGCAGACGCGAGACAUGAAUCUUCCCGAGCAGAACAGUCAGCCGAAUCUCGACGACAGCAGCCAUUGGUUAGAUGAGAAGGAAGCUAAUCAACGGGCGCUUGAUCGUGUCACCUACUUAGGGGGCAUCAUACUCCCGUUCACCGUAGUAUCGGCCAUUCUUUCCAUGAACGAUGAGUAUUCGCCUAAUUCGCCGCAUUUCUGGGUGUUUUGGGUGGCCUCCGUUGGCGCUGCCAUGCUUUGCCUGUCAAUCAUCUACUUGGACCAACUGCGGUGUCUCCAGGUCUACUUCGAAGUGGCAGCCGCCAAGAAAGUCGAAUCAAUCAUCACGUCCGGUAGGACACAUGAUGGCGCUGGUGUCGCGCCUAUGCCCAUAGCGACAUCCGGGACUCGCUGGCCGUCGCGGUUGACCGCCCAGAUGUUAGUCGACGGACCCGAGCCUGGAAUGAACGAUAUGGAGGUCAUGGCCGAUUCGGCCGUGAACCCUACAAUGCUUGUUCAACAGUGCACGGACGGGUCACAGCCGAAGGCAUGGCAGAGGAGGCAGCUUGGCUGGGGCGGCGCGGUGAAGAAGGUCGUCGGGUAUUAUCGGUGGAUGGGCAGCAAGCCAGUGCAGCUGAGUCCGUACGGUGAAGGUUUCCGGAUGAAGGCGGUUUAG